This is a messenger RNA of Hippoglossus stenolepis (Pacific halibut), 2584 nucleotides long. RefSeq lists its product as uncharacterized. The transcript is spliced from 4 exons. The record is from RefSeq and is a predicted model, not a curated record. NCBI's taxonomy places the organism in Eukaryota, Metazoa, Chordata, Actinopteri, Pleuronectiformes, Pleuronectidae. The coding region runs from base 429 to 2327 and encodes 632 amino acids.
AGACACACACACACACACACACACACACACACAGACCUAGGUUCAGCCAGACGGAGGGAGAGAGAGAGGGAGGGAGACACACACACACACACAGGGAGAGAGAGAGGGAGGUAGAGAGAGGAUGUCUCUGUAGCAGCGUCUUUUCACGUCCAACACAACAAGCGUAUUACCUUUCUCUCCACGCGCCUGGAAACGGAUUUACGCGCACGAAAGGAGUUUGGAGGACUAGUAGGAUGCUGAGUAUCUUUCCUCCUCGCCACUGCUCUCCACCCAGCUCUCCAUGACCUGAGAGCGCCACCACAGCGGGAGGAACGAAACACCAGAAAGAGAGAGAGAGAGAAAGAGGAAGAGGAGGGUAGAAGGUCAAGGAAGGAAAGAAGGAAGGAAGACACUUUUUUAGUUGUUAUUGUUUGUUUUCGCUUUCUGAAAUGGCGGCGACGGAGGCCAGCGCUGCACCAGUGGUCCAGGAGGACGGGAAAACCCCCGAGAGCAAACCCACAGAGGCGGAGCAACCAGUUAAAAAUGCCAAUGUAAACUCAGAGACUGUCAACAAUGAAGUUGUUGAUAAAGAUGGCGCUGCCGUCAACAGCGAGGUGGUCGAUAACAAAGAGACUGUGAAUAAUGACACAGCGGCGGCUGCAGGGACCGAGGAGGGAGGAGCAGCAGCGGAGGAGGAGGCGGCACCUCCUCAGAGCUCGGAAAACGCCUCGACUGCCGAGCCCAAGACCUCGUUCCUGGACUCGUUCCUCAACAAGAGCGGCCUGGGGAAGGUGAUGGCAGGGAGGAAGAAGAAAGAGCAGAGCACAGCUGCCGGAGGAGGAGGAGAGGAGAACGCAACUGACGGAGGCGAGAAAGAGGGAGAGAAAGGAGAGGAGGCUGCAGCAGCUGAGGGAGGAGCAGAGGGAGGUGCAGAAGGAGAGGCGGCGAUAGAGAAAGCUCCAGAAAAUGGAGAGAAGGAGGAGGAGAAGAAAACAGAGAAGGCCAAACCAGCAGAGGCUAAAUCCACAGUUCGAGAUAUGAUCAGGAAACCGGUGGCGAGGAUCUUCUCCCAUCGCAGCACCGAGAAGAAGGAUGGGGCAGAACCCCAGAAACCAGUCAAGGUCCGAUCCAAGUCCCUGGACCGGCUGGAAGAUCCUGAAGCACUUAACGCCACUGCAGACUCCACCAUAGAGGAGGGAGGAGCAGCAGGAGGAGCAGAGGGAGAAGCAGAGGGAGGUGCGGAGGGAGGCGCAGAGGAAGAACAAAAGGCCUCAUCCGCCUCGGCUGCCACCAAGCACAUGAAGCGCUGGCACUCCUUCAAGAAGCUCAUGGCUCAGAAGACGCACAAAAAGAGCAGCGGAGGAGAAGAUGGUAAGGAGGAAGGAGCGGAGGGAGGAGAAGGAGGCGGCGGAGACUCCUCCACGCUGGACUCCAAAGAGUCGGGGCAGAAGAGGUGGAAGCUGAAACGCUCCUGGACCUUCCAGGGCAUGAAGAGGGACCCAUCCAUGGUCGGCAUCAGCGGCAAGACCAAGAGCUCCGACAAAGACUCAGCUGACAACAUGAAGCCAGAGGAAGCGGCGGAAGCAGGAGAGGAGGGAGGAGAAGAGGCGAAGGCGGAGGAAGGAGCAGAUGAGGUCAAGAUGGAGGAGGGCGAGGAGAAGACGGAGGGAGGCGAGGAGGAGAAGGCAGCAGCAGCAGCCGGAGGUGGAACUGUGACGCAACACGCCAACGAGAUCUGGACCUCUUUCAAGAAGCGCGUCAUCCCCAAGUCCAAACGAGCCAACACGGAGUGCGCCCCCAGCGGGGAGGAGGACGCCACUGCAGCUGCCCCCUCUGGUGAGGAAGGAGCAGCGGAGGAGGGCAAAGACGGAAAAUCAGCCAAGGCCAAGCGCUCACACUUCGGCCGCGCUGUUUCCCUGAAGAACUUCAUCCUGCGAAAGGGAAAGUCCACCAGCGUGGACCUGGGCGAGGGCGCCAAGGAGGAGGAGGAGGCUGCAGAGGAAGGAGAAGCAGCGGAGGAAGGAGGCGCCAAUGAUGAAGCCGCCACCGCUGCUGAGGAGACCAACAACAAAGAUGCAGCAGUGUCCGAGAAAACGCCGGCGGAGGAAAGCGUAGGUGAAGCGGAGAAGACGCCGGCUGAGGCCCCGGUGACAAACGGAGAGAACGGCUGCUCCAACGGCACGGCGGAGGAGAACGCCACACACAAUCACCAGGAGGAGGAGAAGACGACGGGGAGCAGCCCUGUGAAGAAGAGCAAGGAGGCGGGGGGAGUAAAAGAGGAGGCCAACGCCAAGAUCAUCAACGCCACGGCGGCUGUGAACAGCGACAAAAAGGCGGGAAACGUGUGAGGCCACACAAAGAGGAUUAAAACGGCCCGGGAUUCGCUGAGCAAGGAGCUCUGAGCCCCGCCCCCUCCCACCCUCACAGACACCCCCCCUCCUCCUCCAUCCCUCCUCCCUCCUCCCGAAUAACGGAGUGAUCACGUGUUACCAUGGUGAGCGAGAGAGAGACUGAGACGCGAUUCACGUAGACGAGAAGUGAGAAAUAAAUAAUUACUCAGAAAGCAAUAAUUCAAACCCCCGCCCCCUUCGCCCACAUUCCUUCA